ACACAAACAAACUUAAAUAGUCUCUUAAAAACUACGAAAACCAAAAGUAUAACAAUAAUGCAAUAAAAUCUUUCAGAACGAUCACAACUGCGCAUUUAGAGUGCCUGUUUCAAGCUAAAUGUCACUAUUGUAGCCUACUCGUUCCUCCUUUAUGUUCGCAGUGCGCAUGACGUCAUCACUGCAUCUGCAAGCACGCGCACCCAAAAACGCGCAGUGAUGCACAUAUAGCGUUUUAUUUUCCUAUUACAGCAUGUCUUAAACAUCGGCAGCCGGGAUCCAAGCUCAUAAGAUACCUGACAAACAUGGAGAAAGGGAACCAAGGCAUUUCUCAUUUUGAUCACUUUCUCCAAAGUCAAGAAUCAUCCGUGGUCAACAAGUUCCAGCAGAAAUACUGGAAAACCAAGCAAACACUGAUUAAAGUCACAGGAAAGCAGGAAGAUGAGCAUGUUGUUGCUUCCGAUGCUGAUCUGGACGCUAAACUGGAGGUGUUUCAUUCAGUACAGAGAACGUGCAUGGAGCUCCUUAAGGUGAUUGAACAGUAUCAAAGGAGAAUCAGCCUUUUGUCCCAGGAGGAGAAUGAACUGGGUCGGUUCCUGCGUUCACAGGGCUCUCAGGACAAAAGUCGUGCUGGAAAGAUCAUGCAAGCUACUGGGAAAGCUCUCUGCUUCUCUUCACAGCAGAGGCUGGCGCUGCGAGGUCCGCUGGGCCGUCUGUACCAGGAGGUGGAGACGUUUCGUUACAGAGCCAUUUCUGACACGUGGCUGACGGUGAACAGGAUGGAGCAGUCACGGACCGAGUACGGAGGAGCUCUGCUCUGGAUGAAGGACGUUUCUCAGGAGCUGGAUCCCGACACACACAAGCAGAUGGAGAAGUUCCGUAAGGUUCAAACUCAGGUGCGUCAUACCAAGACAAGUUUUGACAAACUGAAGAAUGAUGUGUGUCAGAAGGUUGAUCUGCUCGGAGCCAGUCGCUGUAAUCUGCUCUCACACGUUCUGACAACCUAUCAGACCACAUUGCUACAUUUCUGGGAGAAAACCUCUCACACUAUGGCUGCUAUUCAUGAGAGCUUCAAAGGCUGCCAGACUCAUGAGGCUUCAGCGCUGGGGGGUUCAGAUCAAGCUGCAAAGAAAAAAGUAAAGAAGAAAACGAAGGCAAAAGCAGAAGAUGAGGAGACGAGUCAGAAUACAGAUGAAACGCUUAUUUCAAUUGAAGAAGAAACUCUGAGCAGUAACCUCAUGCGAACAGGAAAUGAUGACGCUUUCUCCGGCGGUCAGGAGAAGGAUGGCUUGAGUUUGUUGAAUGAGAUUCUGGGCAGCAGUUCUCUGGAGGACGGGGGUUUCUCACAGGAAUGGCGCGAGGUGUUUGGGGAUGAAGAUCCGGCCGGCGGUAGCAGAGCAGAGACGCAGCUGUCCGAGGAGGAGCCCGCUUUCUUUCUGCCUUCCAAACUACUCGACCGGAACAUGAACGGCCUGCAGUCCACAGUCUCAGGUUGGACAACAGCCAUUCCGCAGAAUAUUCCUGAAAACUCAUCUGUAGCGAGUCAAAUCUCUUCCAAACCUGCAGUGAAAGAUACCUCAAAAGAUCUCUCUGCUUGGUUCAAUCUGUUUGCCGACCUGGAUCCGCUGUCAAACCCGGACGCGAUCGGCCGAACCGAUGAAGAACAGGAGCUCCUGAACGCUUAAUCUGCCCUGCUACAGAUGCACUUUACGCUCUUGACGCACAAUCGACAGUUCAUGAGAGGCCUACAGACGCCUGUCCUGGACAGAUAUCAGCACUGAUUUCUUUAUGCCAUAGUAGUUAACCUUAAUUAUUUCAUGAAGAAAUAUUUGCUGCCAAAGGAAACUAAUACUAAUCACUCUGGCCUUGAUUCCUUUUCCAUUUGCUAGUAUUGUCAAGGCAGUUUGAUUUGCCAUUGGCAGUUUUGAUCUUGUAUUACAUAAAUAUAUAUAUAUCCUUACACAGCAUUAUCAGCAACAGUAAGUAGUUUGGGUUUGUAUGUUGUGAUAUUGCAUGAUUUCAGAUUUUUUAUCGUUAUUUAUUUUAGAUGUUGCCUUGAUCAGUUAUGAAAGAAAUGGAAGGUAUUUUUGCAAGUGUUAUUUAAGUAAAGUAUGCAUUUUGUCUUACUUUAGUGCCGUCAACUAAAACUAAUGCUGCAUUUCAGAAGCCUUAAAUAUGAGAGGAUAUCACAGUCCUUCAAUUCAUUUAUUUGAAUGAACAUUAUAUAUUAUAUUGUGGAGUGCUUAUGGAAACUUCACCUGAUGUGAAAGCAGCUAUUAAUAGGUCAAGGUGUACAUAAAUGUAACACGUUAUUUAAGAUGUACUGUAUGGUUAUGUUAUAAAAAGCAACUGUGCUCACUUUUUACAGGCUUGUUUCUGGAAGUGUUUUAUUUUUAAUUCAUUUAUUUUAUGUAUUUAUGAUGGUGGAUUUUUACUUCCAGAACCUGACUAUUGUACUCUUUAUUUUUGUCAUGAAUACCAAUAAAACAUUGGUAAACAACUUGGU
Molecule: messenger RNA, 2503 nt
Organism: Sinocyclocheilus rhinocerous
Lineage: Eukaryota; Metazoa; Chordata; Actinopteri; Cypriniformes; Cyprinidae
Product: islet cell autoantigen 1-like
Exons: 13
Coding region: 303-1682 (459 amino acids)
Biological process (GO): regulation of transport
Cellular component (GO): Golgi apparatus
Molecular function (GO): protein domain specific binding
Source: RefSeq, a predicted model, not a curated record